Molecule: messenger RNA, 3015 nt
Organism: Salvia splendens (bonfire salvia)
Lineage: Eukaryota; Viridiplantae; Streptophyta; Magnoliopsida; Lamiales; Lamiaceae
Exons: 5
Coding region: 431-2701 (756 amino acids)
Source: RefSeq, a predicted model, not a curated record
UUUGCAUUUAUUCUCCUCAAAACACGAUUCUCUCUCCUCCAUUCAUCCGCUCUAAAUAUACAUCUCUGCUCUUCUUCCUUUGGGGUUUCCUGAGAAGCCGCCUUUCUCAGAAACUAGGGGAAAAAAUCAUUUAACAAUUGGAGAAUCCUCACAGGAAUUGAGGAUCAUGAACUGAACACUCUUAGUAGCAGAAACCGCAAAUUGAUUAUGCUUAUUAUUUGUUUAUACACGCGAACAAUUUCGCAGAGAACGAUAGGUUGUCUGGUGCAUUUAUGGUGUGGUAUAGUUGGUUGAAGUUUGGGAUUUUAUUCAGCAAUUUCUGUUGCUGAGUGUUGGAAUCUUGACAGUGAGAGUGUGACGGUUAAUCGGAAUGAGUGCAAGCCUUUAAUCGGUGGAGAGGUCACUGAAUCUCUUUCGGUUAUCACUUGCAAUGUCUCGGUGUUUUCCCUUCCCCCCGCCUGGAUAUGAGUUGGAGGGAAGAUCUGAUCAUGUGGAUUUGAUCACAGAGGAGAAACAAAAGCACGAGAAGCACAAGGAUAAGGAGGAGAAGAAGAAAAAAAAGGAAAGAAAGGAAAAGAAAGAAAAAAAGGAAAGAAAGGAGAAGGAGAGAGGUGAAGAGAAACACAAAGACAAAAAGGAUAAGAAACGAAAGCGGGAGAAACACAGAGGCAAGAAGGAUAAGAAUAAAGAUGAAGAAAAAAGUACAGGGUCAUUGGAGAACCAAAAUGAUCAGAGCCUUGUUCCAGAGAGAACUUGUGUUGAAUUGGGAAAUAGAGUUAAAAAUGACGGAGCAAUGGGCAGCGAAAUGGUUCAGAAAAUCACAAUUUUGGAGAAGUCAAAGGCCAGCUUGCUGGGUGGGGUGCAAGCGAAUGGUAAUGGCAGGUUGGUUGUUAACGAUCCGAGAGAUCACAGCAGGAUGCCUAAUGGUCAAAGUCUCCAAGUUGAUUCAAGGAGUUUGGGAAAUGGUAGGAACAGUUUUGGAGAGAACCAAAUUAAGGCUGAGGAGGGGAAAGAAAGGAACGGAUAUGGAUACAUGGUUGGCGCAGGCAGAGGGGAUGCUAGCAAGAAUGUAGAUCAAUAUCAGAAUACAAAAGCAGAUGACAAUAAACGGAAGGAGAAGAAAAUGGAGUUAACAGGGUUAAGGAAAGAUGAGGUUAAACAAGAAAAAAGUAAUGGUGCUUUUCUAGAUUUUCACUCUAACAUUCCCUCAGAUCUUGUGAAGGAGAACAAUAACUGGCAGAGAAAGCUUCCAAAACUGAAGGAGUUAAAUGGCUUCUUACAUGGUGAGAACAAAAACAGUGGAGUUCAACCCAGUGAUACGCCUAGGCAUACCAUUGUGUCUUCUCAAGCUGGAGGUGGUGUUCAUCCUUGUAAAAACACUAUUAACAUAGGGGUGGUGGGGAAAAGAGGUGUUAUCACAGAUGAGAAGGUGAAUGUCAAGCAUUCAUCCCCUCAUUCGCUGAUUGAUAAUGUAAGGAAUACUGGACCUUGCCAAAUUGCAGCAGAUAACACAAAAGCAGAGAAUGGUAGGGUUCACAUUGUCCGUAUUCAAAGAAAAAUGGAACCACACCAAACUAGCAACAGCGUUGCAAUGGAAAAGCAUAUAGCCAACAGCAGUUUUGACAGAAAAGUUCCACCCUCUCAUCCAUUAGUGGAGAAUGGAGGGAAAAUGGCCGUAAAAACGCCAGAUAUAGAUGAGUCGGGAAGAAGGGUUGAGGAGGGGAAAGAAAGGAAUGGACGUGGAUACAUGAUUGGUACAGGUGGAGGGGAUCCUAGCAAAAAUGCAUUUCAAAAUAAGAAUACGAAAGCAGAGGACAAGCCAGGGAAGAAGGAGAAGAAAAGGGAGUUAACGGGGUUUAGGAAAAACGAGAUUAAACAAGAAACAAGUAAUGGUAAUUCUCUAGACUUCCAAUCCAACAUUCCCUCAGAUCUUCUGAAGGAGAACAAUGACUGCCAUGGAAAGCUUCCGAAACAGGAGUUAAAUGGCUUCUUACAUGCGAAAGACAGUGGAGAUCGACCCAAUAAUAUGUCCAGACAUGCCAUCGUGUCACCUCAAGGUGGUCAAACUGGAAAUCGUGUCCGUCCUUGUCAAAAUACGAUUAACAUAGGGGUGGUGGAGAAGAGCAAUGUUAUAACAGAUGAGAAGGGGAAUGGCAAGCUUUCAUCCCCUCAAUCGGUGAUUGAUGAUGUAAGGAACACUGGAUCUUGCCAGAAUGGUCGGGUUCAAAUUAAUGCUCGCGUGGUUAGUAAUGGCGUUAUUUCCCCUCACAUUGUCCGUAUUCAAAGAAAGAUGGAACCAUCCCAAACUAGCAAUGGCAUUGCAAUGGCAAAGCAGAUUGCCAGCAGCAGUUUUGACAGAAAGGUUCCACCCCCUCAUCUGCUUGGGCAGAAUGGAGGAAAAAUGACCGUGCAAACGCCAGAUACAAAUGAGUCGAGGAAACACUCUGCAUCAAGAAAGGAGAAGGUCGCCAAGACCCCCACGAAGCCUCCUCAUCCAGAUAUGCAAUACUUGAGCCUGAUACUCACUGUUCCUGAAGUAGAAUGGCCACAGACUGAUGAUCAAGAAUGGCUGUUUGACCGCCAUGUUUCAGAAACAAAGCGGCCCAGAUUGGCCUCCCCGGAUAUGAAACACGUCUGGUCAGAAACCGUACAUUUGAAGUGUGCAGACGUCACCGCAUUGCCAUAUGUCAUCCCUUACUAGAUGAGAUCAAGAAGGUUGCUUCAUUUGAUCAUCUCCAAUUGGCCGAGUGAAGAGCGUCUGCUCUACACCAGGUUUUCUGCUGUGUUAACUGCUGCUGAAGUUAGGCGAAGACGGGCGUACGACGAGCGAGGAUUCGACGAGAUUUACUGUUCUGUUUGCUACAUUUACAAAGUGCAACAUCCCAAAAAUAGGCUUUGAAGGGAUUUACUAUUCUGAUUUGCUACAUUUGCAAAGUGUAACCUUCCAAACAUAGGCUUAGAAGGGAUUUACUAUUUUGAUUAUAAUAUGGAUAAUUUAGAAUUUUUGACGAUCAA